AUGACGUCUGCCGACUCUGAGACUCAACCUGGCCAGGAGCAGCACGUUCCGCUCUAUCGAGGUUCCUGUCACUGCGGCUUUGUUACCUAUGAAGCGCGCAUCAACUUUAAAGAACCCACAGCUGAAGCUUCGGACGGCGUGCUCUGCAGGUGCAACUGCAGCUACUGUCUCAAAGCCGGAUUAUUGAUUACGGAGCCGUUAAAAGACUCAUUUCGGCUGCUGACGCCAGGGAACGGCGACGACGGGAAGCCAAAACUUCCCGUGUACAAAUUCGGCUCCGGUGCUGUUUCACACCUCUUCUGUCCCCACUGCGGCGUGACCUGUCAUUAUUACGGUUCGUACCUGACAGAUGAAGGCGAGACGGUUCCAUUUACGCGGCUUAAUGCACAAACUGUUGAUGGGCGCGUGGAUGGGAUGCAGAUGGAGAGCCUGAAACAAAUUAAGCCUAAGUACUGGGAUGGGAAGUCUAAUGGCUGGCACAAGGGCACGAGUGAGGAGCCAUGGGACGGAGGCGUAUGGUAA
Molecule: messenger RNA, 522 nt
Organism: Penicillium riverlandense
Lineage: Eukaryota; Fungi; Ascomycota; Eurotiomycetes; Eurotiales; Aspergillaceae
Product: GFA family protein
Exons: 1
Coding region: 1-522 (173 amino acids)
Molecular function (GO): carbon-sulfur lyase activity
Source: RefSeq, a predicted model, not a curated record